Messenger RNA from Gadus macrocephalus (Pacific cod), 3884 nucleotides. It is a transcript of the gene foxa3, whose product is annotated as forkhead box A3. The coding region runs from base 401 to 1816 and encodes 471 amino acids. The transcript is spliced from 2 exons. The record is from RefSeq and is a predicted model, not a curated record. Gene Ontology annotation, molecular function: protein domain specific binding; DNA-binding transcription factor activity, RNA polymerase II-specific; RNA polymerase II cis-regulatory region sequence-specific DNA binding. Gene Ontology annotation, biological process: anatomical structure morphogenesis; regulation of transcription by RNA polymerase II; cell differentiation. NCBI's taxonomy places the organism in Eukaryota, Metazoa, Chordata, Actinopteri, Gadiformes, Gadidae.
CGAGUUAUAUUUGCCCUCUUUAGCUCGCCGACGGCCGCAUAUCAGCCCGGCUGGGACGGAACCACAGCCGAGAGAGAGCCCUCCCCGCAGGCCUGGAUAACAUCUGUUACCCGCAGAUCAAGGUGUGCUUGGUGCUUAUCAAACAAUGGAUGGUUGAUAAAUAAGAAAUAUUGACAUUGAAAUUCCGAGGACUGAGCACCACUUUACGAAGAUUGAAUUUUUUUAAUUUCCACUUAUUCGCGUCACUCUCCUGAUAAAGAAGCGAAUUCUUUUUUUCCUUUCGGGGGGAUUUUGCGAAGUUCUUUGCCGUAGGCAUUCACACCUUUGGAAAGGAUUCGAUUUUGAUUCUCCCUCCUAGUACUUGUUAGAUAUUUUUUUCCUGCAAAGAGUUUUCUCGGGGAUGUUGAGCUCUGUGAAGAUGGAAUCCCACGAUCUCCCGGAGUGGAAUACCUUCUACAGCGAGGCAAGCGAGAUGUACUCUUCCGCCAGCACCAUGAACUCGGGCCUGGGCUCCAUGGGUUCCAUGGGACCCAUCAACAGCUACAUCAACCUGAACCCGGCCGUGCCCCCCUCCUCGGGCAUGAACAUGGCCUACCCCUCCUCCAGCCUGAGCAGCUCCCCUCUGCCCUCCAUGGGCGGCGGCCCCACCCACAUGUCCCUGUCCCCCAUCACCUCCUCCCUCAACCCGGGAGCCCUGGGCCAGCUGGGCUCCUCGGGGCCCGGCUCCCUGGGCUCGCUGUCCCACUACCAGAACAUGGGCCAGCCCAUGGGCCAGCUGGGCUACCCCGCCCCCGGCCCCAUCAGCCGGGCCGGCCCCAAGGAGGUGCCCAAGCCGUACCGCCGCUCCCUCACGCACGCCAAGCCGCCCUACUCCUACAUCUCCCUGAUCACCAUGGCGAUCCAGCAGAGCGGCAGCAAGAUGCUCACCCUCAACGAGAUCUACCAGUGGAUCAUGGACCUGUUCCCCUACUACCGCGAGAACCAGCAGCGCUGGCAGAACUCCAUCCGCCACUCGCUCUCCUUCAACGACUGCUUCGUCAAGGUGGCCCGCUCGCCCGACAAGCCCGGCAAGGGCUCCUACUGGGCGCUGCACCCCAACUCGGGCAACAUGUUCGAGAACGGCUGCUACCUGCGGCGGCAGAAGCGCUUCAAGAUCGAGGAGAAGGCGGCGGCCAAGAAGGCGGGCAAGAGCCAGGAGGGCGGCGGCGGCGGCGGCCCCGGGAAGGGGGCCCACGGCGGGGACAGCAUGUCCGAGGUGCACAGCCCCGCCGGGGGCUCGGAGGGCGCCGACUCCACCCACUCGGACCACUCCCACCCGGGCUCCUCCUCGGACGACCCGCAGCACCGCCGGGGCCCCCUGAUGGACUGCGCUCCCCCGCCUCCCGCCUCCGCGCACCCCCACAGCCCGGCCGGCGCCCUGCCGCCCGUCUCCUCCGCCUCCCUCAUCCCCCCGUCCCCGCUCUCCCUGUCCUCCGCCUGCCCCUCCAACGCGCUGCUCCACCCGCAGUCCCUGGGCGGCGGGGCGCACCUCCUGCCAAACCCCAUGCAGCAGAACAUGGACAUGCAGACGGAGGCCCUCAAGUCCAUGGACCCCCACUACAACUUCAACCACCCCUUCUCCAUCACCAACCUCAUGUCCAACGAGCAGCGCAUGGACCUGAAGACCUACCAGGACCAGGUGAUGGCCUACAACGGCUACACCAGCGGCUCCCCCAUCGCCGCCAAGCAGAUCUACGAGAGCCCGGGGCCCGUGUCCAUGGACUCAGGGGCCUACUACCAGACCCUGUACAGCCGCUCCGUGCUCAACGCCUCCUAAUAUGGACGUCCUUCCUUCCUUCUUGGCUGCAGCCAGCUAAGAUGAAGGACGGUGGUGGUGGUGGUUGUGGUGUUGGCUCGGAGGAUUGCUCCCUCUCUUUUCUUUUCUACAAAAUGGACAAAUACGCUUUCACUAUCUCUUUUAUUAUUCGCUUUCUCUCUCUCUCUCUCUGUCUGUCUGUCUCUCUCUUUAUCUCUCUCUCUCUCUCUGUCUCUCUGUCUCUCUGUCUCUCUCUCUCUCUCUCUCUCUCUCUCUCUCUCUCUCUCUCUCUCUCUCUGUCUCUCUCUCUCUGUCUCUCUCUCUCUCUCUCUCUCUCUCUCUCUGUCUCUCUCUCUCUCUCUCUCUCUCUCUCUCUCUCUCUCUCUCUGUCUCUCUCUCUCUCUCUCUCUCUCUCUCUCUCUCUCUCUCUCUCUCUCUCUCUCUCUCUCUCUCUCUCUCUCUCUCUCUCUCUCUCUCUCCCUCUCUCUCUCACUCUGGCCUGCAGCCAGCUCUCUCUGAUAGGGAUGUGAAGUGGUGGGGCACAGACCUAAAAUGGCCGCUAGGUUUCAGGACCAACAAAUGUUUUUUUUUUUUGUUUGAACAACUCUAAACGGACUGAGAGUUUGAGCGAAAGUCUUUAGAAACCUUCCAGCCGUCCACCUGGGGACGAUGACAUUCUUCCUGUCCAAGCCCAUCCAUCCACGCACCCCUGGCCCUUAAUGAUCUACUUUUUUUAUUCUUGUGCUCUACGUUGAAAACAAAUCCAUCCUCAUUAAGCAUGAAGUGUCUCUUAUCCUUGUGUAAAUUGUAAAUAUACGUAAUGUUUGGGGGUAAAAAAAAAAGGAUAUUUGCAUUUAUUUAUGAAGGGAAUAAAUUUUAAUAUAUCGUGUAUAGUGCUGUGCUGAGCAGUGACAAACCAAAUGUGAGGUUUUUGAAGUUAAGGCCAUAGAAAUAGAAGGAGCUAGAGACAGACAGAGGAGAUGACGAGUCUUAGGUACUGCUUUGAGCAGGUGUUACUGGAUUAGAAUACAGUGAAGUUUAUAUUUGUGUUACAUCAUCCCUUGUUUUAACUCUUUGUACUAUGGGGACAUGCUGUCACCGUAUCUCUCAAACCACACGUCCGUCCUCUCAAACAGCGAUUUCCGUGUCAGGGGAAAGGCUGAAUUAAUUUGGCUUUGUACGGAGAACCGUUUCUGACCUGCACCAGGGGAAGCAAACUAAAAACUGAAGGAAAGAGAGAAAAGUAACUGUGGUAAAUGGUGUGUUUGCUUUUGUUUCAUUUAUUUUAUAUUUUUUCAUCUCUUUUUCUAUUGUUACCUACGAGAGCGUCGUUGUCUACAGAAUCCAAAAUACAUAUUUUCCCAUCAACUGUCACAUUUUUGAAAAAAAAUACUUCAUAGACCCACUUGUGUGCGCAUGUGUGAGUGUGUGUGCGUGCAUGUGAGAGUGCAUGAGUGAUUGAGUGGCUAGGAGUACUAUCAGUUACUAAAGACAUUUGGGUAAGGGGUUUGAGGUGCACGGUGGGACGAUUUACAUACAGUACUUUGCACCCCCCCCCCCCCCCCUCUCUCCAGGGGGGUCCCUGAUAGUGUGUGUGUUACAAACAAUGCUAGGAGAACAAGCUUCUCUCCGCAGUGAAUGGGUCCACUCAAUACUCUGUUGUCACGAUGACCGCGUCACCUUUGUGGUCUCAUGUCACCCAAAGCCUGUCAGAAACGUAAAAAAAAAACCAAAACUAAAAAGUUGUCUGUUUCUUAAAGCGGUGGUUGCAGAGGUCCACAACUUGGCCGUUGUGUUAUUGAAGGAUUGAGAAUAGCUGAAGAGCCUAGGGGAUGCGGAAGGUUUGUGUUGUCCUCUGUGAUGUGUGUCUUAGCAGAAGAAAAAGGAAAACAAGAAAAACAGCCAAGAAAAAGAAGUUAAACGCCCGAGAUGCUUUAUUUAAGCUAGUGUCUUCUUGAGCUCUGAAAAGUUUGUUUAUAUAAUAUAUUGUUUUGUUUCGUUGUUUCGUUGUCGAUGUGAAUGUUGUGAUCGAAUUGAUUUGUGUUCACUUUUUUUUUCUUAUUAAAAGAGGCAAAAAUGUGGGGAGAAA